Messenger RNA from Lactuca virosa, 2036 nucleotides. The record is from the annotation of a GenBank genome assembly. Lineage: Eukaryota; Viridiplantae; Streptophyta; Magnoliopsida; Asterales; Asteraceae.
AUCACCUUCCUACUGCUACUCUCUCUCUCUCUCUCUCUCUCUGUGUUCUGCUUUCCUUCCUGUUGCUUUUCUUUGCAUCAAACCACCACUAAUCUCUCUCACUCCACCCCUACGUCUAAUCAUCUCCCAUCUUCUAGACUUGAAGCAUCCAUCCAUCAUCUUCGAGAUUCAUUCCAAACCAACUAUAUUACGAAUUCCACUGCAUAUUUUUCAUAAUUCAAUACAGUUUUAAUCCAUUUUCUCAUCUGGUUAUACAUCCAAUUUUACUGCAAAAAGAUUCAAAAAGCAUCGAUUUAAAGUUGUUUUUUUACCGUUAUGGAUAGAGAUUUCUUUCUCCACGCUGGACUCCACUUCGAACCGCAGACUCAAAUGCCGUCAUGGAAGUUGAUGGCAUCGGCGCCGGAGAUGAAUUGCCCGCCGGCGCAAUCGUCACUUGGUAGAUUCAACAAUUUUGAGUCUGCUUUUAGCUCAAUGGUCUCCUCGCCUGUUUCCAAUUCAGUGGCUCCAAACGACACUUUCGCCGUUCGUGAACUUAUCGGGAAAUUGGGUAGCAUUUGCAAUGGUGAUGGUGAGGUUUCUCCGGCCGCCAUGGCUCCGGCAGCAGCAGUGCCAUUGAAUUCACCACCAAGCAAGUUUGAUUGGCCACCUGUUGACCACUUUGGGAAAGAAAACCAACUCAAUUUGCGAGAUUCAAUUCCUCUCGGUUCUGGAUUUCCAUCACUAACAGCGGAUCCUGGUUUCGCGGAGAGGGCGGCGAAGUUUUCUUCUUUUGGUAGUCGUAGUUUCAAUGGCAGAACUUGUCAAUCAGGGUUAAAUUCAAGCAACCCUGAUUUGCAAUUUAGAUCUAGCGUUUCGCCAUUAAUGAGAAAUGCCAGAAUGCCUCGUGUUUACAGUAGCCCUUCCCUGAAAAUGGAUGGAUCUGCCAUGGCGAUUCGAGAAAACAAGAAUUUGGCUGAAACCCACAUGGCAAACGGGUUGGGAUGUGAAUAUAUAUCCAAUUCAAAUGAAGAAUCCUCUGUUUCCGAACAAAUGCAAAUUGGAUUGAGAAAUCCGGACGAUUCAAACUCAAGAAAGAGAAAAGCUGCAUCUUCAAAAGGCAAAGCUAAAGAAAUUGUAUCACCCAUUGUAAAGGAAGAAGGAAGCGAUGAUUCGAAUUUGAAGAGACAGAAGAAAACAGAGGAGGAUACAAAUGGUGAAACAGAGAAGAAUCCAAAGCUUCCCGAGCCACCAAAAGAUUAUAAAGAUUAUAUUCAUGUUAGAGCAAGAAGAGGUCAAGCUACAGAUAGCCAUAGCCUAGCAGAAAGAGUCAGGAGAGAGAAGAUAAGUGAAAGAAUGAAGCUUCUUCAAGAUCUUGUUCCAGGUUGCAAUAAGGUCACUGGAAAAGCACUCAUGCUCGAUGAAAUCAUCAAUUACGUUCAAUCACUACAAGGUCAAGUUGAGUUUCUGUCCAUGAAACUAGCAACAGUGAAUCCAAGGCAAGAUUUUGACAUGAAUAGUCAACUUUGCAAAGAUGUUCAUAUGAGUCAAUCACAUAGGAAUUUAUCUCAACAACUAUACCCAAUGGAAACAUCCACGUCAGAGUUCUAUCAACAAAACCCACAACAAGUACUUUUUGUUGGGUCUACUGCUAUCACUCAAUCUUCAGUGGACCCAUUGUCCAGCUCCAUUGUUCAUGGAUUCACCCAAACUUUUUCACAAUUCGUUGAAUUUGAAGGAGAUGAUCUAAAUAAUAUUGUCAAGAUGGGUUACAGAGACAAUCAUGAUCAUGAUCAGACAUCGGAAAUGAAAAUUGAGCUCUGACCAUGAUGCAAACGCGUUUGCAGCCAUUGGUCGAUUGAUGGCAUGAUGAGGCCGUGUAAAUACAAAAGAGAGUACUUUUAGUUCGGAUUAAAAUAAUUAAACCUGUAUUUUGCUAAUUGAUCUACUUUUAAGUAUAAUAUUUUCUAGCAUUUCAUUUCAUUUAUUUUUUGUAUUAUGCAUUGUAUUAUAGAGGUUAUGUGGAGUUGAAGGUUCAAAAGUUCGAUAUGUAAUAUAUA